Vitrella brassicaformis is the source of this 3454-nucleotide messenger RNA. NCBI's taxonomy places the organism in Eukaryota, Vitrellaceae. The record is from the annotation of a GenBank genome assembly.
GGAUGAGCGGGAGAGUUGACGGUCAACUCUUGUGUGUCUCGCAAUCACAUUACACCACAUCACUUGGUACGGCUCACACAAUACACAGGCUCCUUCCUCUCUGGAAGCCAAGCUGCACACGAGCCAAAACACAACACACAAAUCCGACAAAUCAACCAACGAGAAACAGGGCACAUCCACCCCACCAUGCAGAGAGGCCCUCACUGAGGCAGCUAGCUAGCUAGCUCUGCUGCUGCUCCUCCUCCUUGGCGAUCAUGAGCAGGUCGACCGAGAAAGGCCCAGGGUCAACAUCGACCUCCCACUUCAGAUGCAUCCGCUGCAGCACCGCCCUGCCAUCCUCAUUCCCCUGGCCAUGCUGGUCUCUCAUCAGCUGUGCGUACUUGGCACUCGAGGCCCAGUUGACCGAGUGUUCGAGGGCGCUGGCCACCUGCCGGUGCAUGUUGGACGGGAACCGGCGGUGCACCGUCUGGUCGCGAUAAGCCACAGACCGGGGUGGAGGCUUGGUGCGCCGACGCAUCUUCUCCUUCUCGCCAAUCCGACCGCCCUUCUCCCUCUUGCCGUCCGUCGCUGACGCAUCCCCAGUGCCGUCAUGUCCGUCUGUGUCAUCGCCGAGCAGGGGGAUCGAGUCGGCGGGAGAUGCAGUGGUCAGCAGGUGGUGGACGAGCGUGUCGUCGAUGCCUUCGACCACGUUGUCGUGGUCGUAUCUGUUGCUGUACACUCGCAGCAGCCGUCUCAGCCGGUCGGCCAGCUGCGGGUCCCUGCUGACGGCAUCCAACAGCACUUGCCCUCUCAGGUCAGAGUUGGGGUCCUCCAGCCACGGGAAGCCUUUUGUCGACAGCAGGAUGACGUCCCGCAUCUCCACCAGACACCGGAGGGGCAGCAGCGCCACCACAUUGCUCCCAUCAGCCGUCGGCAACCGGUCAGCCGACCCAUCUCCCUCCGCCCUCACCAGGGGAACCAGAUGCCGCAGCGCUUGCAAAGCCACCAGGAUCCGUCGACCAAAGCCGAUGGCUGUGGAGCGGCGCAGCACCAUCUUGUCCUCAGCCCAGUCGCUGCGACAGGCGUCGGACCUCACGAGAGCCGUCCCGCCCUGCACCGGCACCCCAUGGAUGGGCGAGUCGGUGGUCCACGCGUCUGGGCCGCUCCUCUGGUGCGGCGCGUUGGACUUGAAGUCGCCCAGGUGCAUGGCCUUGACCUGCGCAAAAGACGGGGGCGACUGCGGUAGGUCGUCUGUGUCUGUGAUGGCGUCGGUCAUCGUGCCGUCCAGCCCUCUCAGCAGCGUGACGGUCUCUCCGCCGCAAGAGCUGUGGGCAGCAGUUAGGGGUGGCUCUCGUUGCUGCGGGUGGCGGAAGUCGUCCCGGCUGAAGUUCAUCAUCUGCCGCUCGAUCGCGGUGCUCAGGGAAGAGACCAUCUGGCUGCCGUCGCCGAUAGCAAGCUGACCGCCGUCGCCCUCACCGCCACCGCCGCCAUUUUCUCCUUCCUCUUGGAGCAGGUCAGCAUCGAUCUUCCAUGUGAAUCCGGCCACGAGCGUGGGCGUCAUGAGCGGCUCGGGCAAGGCGAUUUGUUCCGAGAAGCCGCCGCUCUUGGUGAAUGCCGUGUGGAGGUACUGCAGGGCCACCUCCAUGCACCGCACAAACGUGUCCCUCCACGGCCACUGGAUGCCGGCGUGUUGGGCAUGGUCGACCGAGGGCAAUGGCGCGUGCAGCGUGAGGGCGAGCAGAACCGAGGGCAGCUGCAGAGGAGGGAUCUGCCACAGCUGAGAGGGGGAAGCGCGGGAGAUCGAUGAGUGAGCCAGCAGCCGAGAGUCGACCCCUGCACACACACCCACAACACGCGGUUCCAAUCUAAUGCCUGGAGGGCCGUUUCGCCCGUCUGGCUGCCUCACCCACCUCGCGACACAUGCGCCAGAGCUUCCCCGAGAGUGCCCAGCUGAUCCGCACUCUCCACCGCCUUGCUCGCGAGGUACCUGGUCAGCACCCGCAGCGCCCCGAACGACACGUCCCCGCCCCAGUCGCCGCCCUCACUCCUGCAGGCCAUCAAAUCGAUGGCCUGACAGACCUGCAUGGUGGUCCACCUCCUCAGCAGCCGGUGGUCGCCGGCCUCAAUCACGUCAGCCAGGGCCGCGAUGAGCUCGGGUGUGCCCACUGGUGUGGGAAGGGUGGCCAGGCAGGUCACCAGACGGCCCAGUAGAGGGGCGUCGUACGUCCACAGCAGGGAGGGGAGCUCUUCUCGAGGGAAGGGCCGUUUCCGGCUGGAAGUGUCAUCAGGAACUAGGGGAGUCAGGGCCUCACUGGCGACCUGUAGAGAGAGAGAAACAGAGAGAGGGACGCAAUGAAUGGCCAUCGCGUGAUGUGGCGACGCGAUGUGUCCCCGUCGGCUCACCUCCAGCUCAUCUGCAGUGGCAACGGUCUCUCCCUUUUGCUGUUGUUCUUCUUCUCCGGGCUUGGGUGGUAUUUCGACUGUGUCGCAGUAGUCCUCGGCUAGGUAGAGGGAGAGUUCCUCGAUGAAGGGCUCCUUCAAGGGGUAGCGCACCGAGGCCAGGAACUCCAGCGCCAUGACCAGCUGCUCGUUGGUGAGGUCGGGGAACCGACGGGAGACCUCCUCGGCACACAGAUCCCACACCUUCAAGUGUGUCACACGCAUGGCCAGAUGGACGGAUGGACACAGGCAUAUAAUGGGUGUGUGGUGUGGGUGGCUCUCUGUCUGACCUACCUGUGUUUUGUCUGUGCCGACUUGGCAGGCGCUGAAGGCCUUCAUGACCUCCAGCAACGAGUCGGUCUCGAUGGCCGAGGGACCCCUCCAGAACUUGCGCCUGGCCUCCUCCAACAGACCCUCGCUCACCAUGCACCCCACUCCCUCUACACCCACUUGUCUGUCGAUCUCCACCAUCAGCCGCAGCAGGUAGCACAGCUCAGACAGACUCAGAUCAAGAGCCGCCCGCUCGGCGUGAUACCGGCACACCUGUGCAAACACCUGGUAGUCGCUGCUAGUGUGUGGAGCACGGUCUGCCCCACAGACCACCACGAGGCCGUGAAAGGCCUCCACAAAGCGGACGAAGUCACGUGCAGAGAGGUCAGUGGCCGGGCCCACAGAUGCGGCGAGAAUGGCCAAUAAAUGGGAGCCGGCGAGCAGCCGCGGCAGAGGAGAGAUCCUGCUGCCCUUGGCUGCCUUCCAGAAGGACGCGGCGAACCCCACAGCCGUCUGGGCGUCGGGUGCAUGCCCCUCGUGGCACCGCCUGGCAAUUUCUUGGACGAUGUCGCGCCAUGCCGUCUUGCGUUUGUGCAGCGCUGAGCGCUCGCAGAGGCUGGACAGCUGCCCGUAGUUGAGGGAAGACAGAGCAGAGGAUGCAGCAGGCUGAGCGCCGCUGAGAGCAGCGAGACGAUGGAUGAACAGUCGCAUGAGCCCUACAGAGAGAGGGAGGACGGUUGGAUGGAUGGAUGGAUGGUUAUUGUGG